UGUGUCUCUAAGAACUUGUAAGCUAUUUGUGAACAACAAAUUGAUGUUGUAAGAAGUGCAAGUCAUAUUUGAACUCAGAUUUAAACGUUUCGAAGAACGUAUUAAACUAUAACGAAAAGAAAAAUUGUGUCAAAGAGAUUAGAUGAUAACAUUUUUUGAAAAUGGAGCAAACUGGAAGAAAUAAGACAAAGUACAAUUCUCCACAUUCGUCCGCCACAUGGUCUACUAAACAAUCUACUGACACUAGAGUUUUGCCUGAUACGUAUUGGAAGUAUGCUCAAAGGAGUAAACAAGAUACUACUGAUAAAAGUACCAGACGCCAUCAGAACCCUAUGGCGGAACCAGCAGUGAAUUAUUAUUCCUCCGCAAAUUCUUACAAGAAUGUGAAACAUCACAGUCAUCCGUGUUCGACAUAUCCAAAACAUUCUUCCGCCGUUCACACGGAGACGCCACAUCGCUAUCAACAAACUAAAAAAAAUCCAAGCAGAAAUAAAGAUUACGUUAACGACGCUGCUGUCAUAAAAAAAGAUCGAUAUAAAAACCAGCAAGAAGGAGAAAACGAUACAGAAUACAUUGAGGACGUAUCAGGAAAUUAUACGGAAGACAAUUUAGUGGAGGAUGCUGACGACGAAGCGGCAAAUGAUCAAGAGGGGGUGGUUGAGUCCCUUGAUAAGGAGUACGAUGAGCAAGAUGUGGACGACCAGGUAGAUGACGAAUCUGAUGUGCCUGCCGAGCCACAGGCGAUGCAACGGGAUGCAGCUAAAAAAGAAGCGUUACUGCGAGCGCAGCAACGAUUGCGAACAAUUAACCAGCAACAAGAUCCACAUAGGAUCCAUUACCGUCAGCAUUCACCACGACUGCAAGCUCAUACUCUAGCAACAAGGUACUACAACAUACCCGAUCACGAUAUCCACGAAGCGUUAUCGGAGGAAGAUCUGUAUGUCGCGCAAGCAUUGAAAAGUCCUCCGCGAAGAUCAUCAGCGGGUUACCAUCAAAAUUGGAUUCCGCCGAGAAGUUCGGCCGAUCGAUAUGACACCACAUCGCCAACUCAGCUUAGUCGCCAGGCACGGGCGAGACCGGAAUCGAAGUCCUUCAUGGAGGUAGAGUUCGCUGACAGGAGAAGAUGUAGCCGGUGCGGCAGUAUCUCGAUCAAGAAGCCGUCGAGUUCUAGAAGAAACAACUACAGAUUUCAAGAUUCCCUUAGUUUUCCGACUAAGGGACGUUUUGGCGAUGAUGCCGAAAUUCUCGACCCCUUUUGGUGCGGACAUUGCAAGCCGAGACACUAUGUUGAAGAAAGUACGAUACCUAGUGAAAUUCCAUCACCGGCUUUAUACUCCAUGAAAUCGAGACGCUCCAGGGACGCUGGUACACCAAUGCACGAGACAUUGGAAGGAAAAUAUGCGGCGGACGAAAUAUCGCACGGAUACACGAGAAUUCCGCUCAGAUAUACCAAAGAUACGUCAAACGUUUCACGCGAUAGAAUCAGACAGCAGUCAGUACAAGGCCCAACUAGGACAUCCGUUCGUUAUAAUCCUUGACUCGCAUAAAAAAUUGAAAAGAUUAACGUUUCACGGACGGAAUAUGUAAAUUUUUUUAUUGGAGAUGAAUUUAUUGUUUUCAAAAAGUAUUCACGAAAUUUCAAGCAAGCACAAAAAAUUUGUUUUCUACGGCAAUAACCCCCGAAAUAAAAUUUUGUUUCUUGAUUUUAGCAGUGUCCAUUCGACUAUGUAAUAUUAUCUCUAAUCGCAGAGGUUAUUAAAGAAAAUGUCAGAUAUUCGUUUAUGCUUUACAGAGAAAAGAAUAUUUAGGUGCGAGCAAGGAGGGGUUUCGGAAUGGAAAUUACCACUUUAAGAAUAUCUUUCAUUGAAUCGUAGAGUUAGAAUGACUUCGAAUGACGAGGUGUCGAAGGAUCCGUAGACAUAAAAAUUAUCGAGAGCUGAUAUAGUAGAACCAUACACAACGAGAGAUGCCAUUACAAUGUAACAAUCACAAAUGAACUACGAUAAUACUCUUAUUCACAGUCAUUUCCCUCCUACCGGUUGUCUAACAUAUAUUUUUGUAACUGUCUUUCUCGAGUCGUGUAGAAGUACUCUGUGUACUAUGAUAAGAAAAUUAUGCCACGACGGCGCGAAAAAUUAAUCGCAAAUGUACAUAAAAAGGAAAAAUAGCAGAUAAUCGAGCCAAACGAAUAGAGCUGAUGUCGGAGCGAUUUAACGUCCUCUUUCUCAUUGUAACUUCGAAGAGGUAAACUUCACUUUAAAGUAAUGUCUUUUGGCACUGUGGCGCACAAAAUCGAUUGUAAAUACGUGAUACUAUUAUAUAAUUAAUUAUACGAUAGACGUACGCGUACAUGUUAAACGGAGAAUAAACUCUCAGUCUG
This is a messenger RNA of Odontomachus brunneus, 2380 nucleotides long. RefSeq lists its product as uncharacterized. The coding region runs from base 162 to 1538 and encodes 458 amino acids. NCBI's taxonomy places the organism in Eukaryota, Metazoa, Arthropoda, Insecta, Hymenoptera, Formicidae. The record is from RefSeq and is a predicted model, not a curated record. The transcript is spliced from 6 exons.